AUGGCAGCAACAUACGGUGAUGUUAGGCAUCUACUGCCGGGCAACUACAAACGCCAAAUCACCGACUGGCUAGAGGAGGACUGUCCCAGCCUGGACUAUGGCGGUUUCGUCGUCGGCGAGUCAGAGGGUGAAGCUCGGUUACUGGGGAAGAGCAAGGGAAUAAUCGCCGGCAUCCCCUUCGUCGAUGAGGUUUUCUCACAGCUUGGAUGCGAAGUCGAAUGGCACAUAAAAGAAGGCCAAUCCCUCACCCUCACCCCACACCACCACUGCGCAACAGUCCGCGGACCCGUCCGCAAAAUCCUCCUCGGCGAACGCGUAGCCCUAAACAUCCUCGCCCGCUGCUCGGGCAUCGCAUCGAAGAGCGCCUCCAUGCUGUCCGCGCUCCGCGCCGAGGGGUGGCAGGGCAUAUUGGCCGGAACACGCAAGACGACGCCCGGGUUCCGCGUCGUUGAGAAGUACGGUAUUCUUGUCGGUGGCGCGGAUCCGCAUCGUCAUGAUCUUAGCCAUAUGACCAUGCUGAAGGAUAAUCAUGUGUGGGCUUGUGCUAAUAACCGUGCCGCGGCGGAUGGGGGUGUUGAGGGGCUUGAUCCGAAUUCGAUUGAGUCUAUUGCUGCGGCGAUUCCGAGGGCUGUGCUUGCUGCGAAGAGUGCGGGUGGAUUUGCGACGAAGGUGGAGGUUGAGUGUCGGAGUGUUGAGGAGGCGAAUGCGGCUAUUGGGGCUGGGGCUGAUAUUAUUAUGUUGGAUAACUUUACGCCGGAGGGAGUGCGGGAGGCGGCGAGGUUGCUUAAGAAGGAGUGGGCUGGAAAGGGGCGUGCGUUUUUGAUUGAGGUUAGUGGUGGGUUGACGGAGGAUAAUGCUGCGGCUUAUACAUGCCCGGAUGUGGAUAUUCUGUCGACCAGUUCUAUCCACCAGGGAACUGGGAUUGUGGAUUUCUCACUCAAGGUCUCGCUGCGGUAG
Penicillium waksmanii is the source of this 957-nucleotide messenger RNA. Its product is annotated as nicotinate-nucleotide diphosphorylase (carboxylating). Gene Ontology annotation, biological process: quinolinate catabolic process; NAD+ biosynthetic process. Lineage: Eukaryota; Fungi; Ascomycota; Eurotiomycetes; Eurotiales; Aspergillaceae. Bases 1 to 957 code for a protein of 318 amino acids. The record is from RefSeq and is a predicted model, not a curated record. Gene Ontology annotation, cellular component: cytoplasm. The transcript has 3 exons. Gene Ontology annotation, molecular function: nicotinate-nucleotide diphosphorylase (carboxylating) activity.